AUGGCGUUUGUAGAGACGGGGACACAGACUGAACAGAGGUCAGAAGAACGCGCUGCUUCUGACCCCCAGCAGGCACAGGGAAGUGACCUGGUGCAAUGCCUGGAGGAGUCAGAGACACAGCUUCGUCAGCUCGACGCUAUCAAUAGUGAGAAAGAUGAAACCAUCUUGAGGUUGAGGGAUCAGGAGCAGGCGAUCGAAGUGGAGCGUCGUGAGCGAAUGGAGGAAACCCGCGAAGUCCAUGAAGUCGAAGUGGAAAAUGAAGGAGGCUUCUGGUCAACUUUCAAAUCCGGGGCAAAGAAAGUGGCCACAGCAAGUUUGUGGGCUGUGCCUGCUGUGGCUUUUGGGUUUGGUAUAUACGCUCUCACCCGUUAA
Molecule: messenger RNA, 372 nt
Organism: Knipowitschia caucasica
Lineage: Eukaryota; Metazoa; Chordata; Actinopteri; Gobiiformes; Gobiidae
Source: the annotation of a GenBank genome assembly